AUGGAAAUGAAGCAAGAUCCUGGUAGUGAUUAUAUUUCUGUGUGCAGUGAGACCAUCAUGUUUCUGCAUGAGAUCUUCCACCAAGGGCUGAAGGCUCGGAUCGCCAACUGGCCCACACUGGUUCUAGCGGACCUGUUUGACAUCCUGCUGCCCAUGCUGAACAUUUACCAGGAGUUUGUGAGGAACCACCAGUACAGCCUGCAGGUGCUGGCAAACUGCAAGCAGAACCGAGACUUUGACAAGCUGCUGAAACAGUACGAAUCCAACGCUGGAUGUGAGGGACGCAUGCUGGAAACCUUUCUCACGUAUCCCAUGUUCCAGAUUCCUCGAUACAUCAUCACCCUCCACGAGCUGCUGGCACACACACCUCAUGAGCAUGUGGAGCGGAAGAGCCUGGAGUUUGCCAAAUCCAAACUGGAAGAGUUAUCGAAGAUGAUGCACGAUGAGGUGAGCGACACUGAAAACAUCAGGAAGAAUUUGGCCAUUGAAAGGAUGAUUGUAGAAGGCUGCGACAUUCUGCUGGACACGAGCCAGACCUUCGUCAGACAAGGGUCUCUGAUCCAGCUGCCGUCCAGUAGCGAACGGGGCAUGCUCAGCAAGGUACGCCUGGGCUCCCUUUCACUGAGGAAGGAGGGAGAGAGGCAGUGUUUCCUGUUCACCAAACACUUCCUCAUCUGCACUCGAACCUCUGGAGGGAAGCUUCACUUGCUGAAGCAGGGAGGAACGCUGUCCCUUAUUGAGUGCACUCUGAUUGAGGAACUGGAUGCCAGCGAUGAAGACUACAACGCCGCUGGUCAAGGCUUCAGUCACCUGGAGUUUAAAAUUGUGGUGGAGCCUCCUGAUGGUCAGAGCUUCUCUGUGGUUCUUCUGGCUCCUUCCCGUCAGGAGAAAGCUGCAUGGACCAGCGACAUCAGCCAGUGCAUUGAUAACAUUCGCUGUAACGGCCUGAUGACCAGCGUGUUUGAGGAAAACUCUAAAGUUUCUGUGCCGCACAUGAUCAAGUCUGACGCCAGGCUGCACAAGGAUGAUGUCGAUAUUUGCUUCAGCAAGACUCUCAACUCCUGCAAAGUCCCUCAGAUCAGAUACGCCAGCGUGGAGCGGCUGCUGGAGCGCCUGACGGACCUGCGCUUCCUCUCCAUCGACUUCCUUAACACCUUCCUCCACACCUACCGGAUCUUCACCACUGCCGCCGUCGUCAUCGACAAGCUGGCCGACAUCUACAAGAAGCCCUUCACGUCCAUCCCUGUGAGGAUCGAGCAGCAUUCAUACGACCGUCUGUCCAUCAUGUCCCUCUGUCCUGACUACAGUCUCAAGAUCACUCAGCUGGCUUUGGACCAGUCUAAGUCUUUGGAGCUCUUCUUCGCCACCAAUCAGGGCGCCUGGGGAACGGACCCUUUGAACGGCAAAUCCCCAAGACUGUGUCGCAAGUUCUCCUCUCCUCCUCCCAUAUCCAUCCCCUCCCGCACCUCCUCUCCGGUGCACUGCCGCAAGCUGUCCCUCAGCUCCCCCGUCAGCGUGAAAGUCGGAGCCUUGGACCUGUCCACGACGCCCUCCUCAUCCGCAGCCAACUCUCCCACUUCCAGCCACUGUCCCUCCAUCUCCUCUCCUCCCCCUGGAUCCUCCAGGUUGCCUUUUGGCUUCUCCUCUCCUCCACCCACCGCCACGCGCUCUCCCAGCCUCCCACAGGCCUCUGGGGUGUCCUCGCCGCCUCCCAUCUCCACAAAAGCCCCUCUGGACCUCAGCCGGGGUCCCAGCUCCCCAGAGCUGAGCCCGGCUGCGGCGGAGGACGUCAGCGGAGAGCUGCCUCGCCUCGACGCCUUCUGUGGGAAGCUGAGGCGCAGCAUCCGCAGGGCUGUCCUGGAGUCUGUGUCCUUGGACAAGUUUAUCCCAGAGUCCCCGUCCACCAGUGAGCCGGGGGACUUGUCUCCCUGCCGCUCCCCGUCCACACCAAGACAUCUGCGAUACAGACAGUCUGGAGUCACAGCCGGUGAGAACUCUCGCUGUACCAUGUCGCCAGCAUCGGCGUUCGCCAUCGCCACAGCCGCCGCAGGGCACAGCAGCUCGCAGGGUUUCAGUAACUCUGAGAAAACAUGUGACAAGGAAUUCAUCAUCCGCAGAGCUGCUACCAACAGAGUCCUCAACGUGCUGCGCCACUGGGUCUCCAAACACUCCCAGGACUUUGACAUGAACAGUGAGCUGAAGACGGGGGUGAUCGGUCUUCUGGAGGAGGUUCUGCGAGACCCGGAUCUUCUGCCCCAAGAGAGAAAAGCAGCAACCAACAUAUUAAGCGCCCUUUCUCAGGAUGAACAAGACGACACUCAGCUGAGGAUAGAGGACAUCCUGCAAAUGAAAAGCUGUCCUCUUCUGCAUUUCAUUGCGGCGGAGAGUCCCAAAGCUGAAUCCUUUGAGUCGCUGUCGGCCAUGGAGGUGGCAGAGCAGAUCACGCUGCUGGAUUACAUCGUUUUCAGGAGUAUUCCCUACGAGGAGUUCCUGGGUCAGGGAUGGAUGAAGGUGGACAAGUCGGAGAGAACGCCGUACAUCAUGAAAACCAGCCAGCAUUUCAAUGACAUGAGUAACCUGGUGGCGUCUCAGAUAAUGGAUCACACUGACGUGGCUUCCCGCGCCGGCUCUAUAGAGAAAUGGCUGGCAGUGGCCGACAUCUGCCGCUGCCUCAACAACUACAACGGAGUGCUUGAGAUCACCUCUGCUCUCAAUCGCAGCGCCAUCUACAGGCUGAAGAAGACCUGGGCUAAAGUUUGCAAACAGACCAAGGCGCUGAUGGACAGGCUUCAGAAGAUCGUAUCGUCAGAGGGGAGGUUCAAGAACCUCAGAGAAACCCUGAAGAACUGCAACCCUCCGUGUGUCCCGUACCUGGGCAUGUACCUCACUGACCUGGCCUUCAUCGAGGAGGGGACACCCAACUUCACAGAGGAGGGCCUGGUUAACUUCUCCAAGAUGAGAAUGAUUUCUCACAUCAUUCGGGAAAUUCGUCAGUUCCAACAAGCUCCUUACAGAAUAGAGCAUCAACCCAAGGUAACUCAGUUCCUGCUGGAUAAGACCUUAGUGAUGGAUGAAGACACCCUGUAUGAGCUCUCACUGAAGAUCGAACCUCGAGUCCCGCCAGGCUGAUUUCCCACAGCAAGCCCUCGUGUUUACAUGUCUUUUGUUUUUAUGUUGUACAGGGGUGUAAAAAGGGUAGAAGGGGAAACUCAGGAGAAAAUGUGCCUUAUUCUAUGAAUUAUAUGAGGUAUUUAUUUAGUAAUUACUCGGUAUCACAGAAAUACCUCCAUGUCAUAGUGUAGAAACCCCACUGGCCAUAGUACUGGAAUAUUGCUGCUAUCACUCAAUGAGGUCAUUUAUUGUUUUUUUUAUCUUCCAAACAAAUGUCUUCAGAUAUUUUACAUCAUUUGGAUUCCUGCUAAUUAUAUCAAAUAAUCAGGUUUACCUUAAUGAGCACACUAGUGUUAUUGUUUUGUAUUUGUGAUUGUAAUGAUCUAGAGCUGAGGUCUUCAACAGGGGGUCUGCAACCCCUAGGUGGUCCGUGGAGGUACUGCAUGGAGGUCGUGAAAGU
Cyprinodon tularosa is the source of this 3571-nucleotide messenger RNA. RefSeq names its product ras-specific guanine nucleotide-releasing factor 2-like. Gene Ontology annotation, cellular component: plasma membrane. The record is from RefSeq and is a predicted model, not a curated record. Gene Ontology annotation, biological process: Ras protein signal transduction; positive regulation of GTPase activity. Bases 1 to 3129 code for a protein of 1042 amino acids. Lineage: Eukaryota; Metazoa; Chordata; Actinopteri; Cyprinodontiformes; Cyprinodontidae. Gene Ontology annotation, molecular function: guanyl-nucleotide exchange factor activity. The transcript has 25 exons.